AUGGCUUCAGAGAUCAACAAUGACCCGCAUAUCGGGGCUAGAGUAAAGCUUGUAGGCGGGAUUAAAUGGAUAAUUUUAAGAAAAACUAUAAAUUUUGAUUUCCCACUUUGGGAAAUUAAACUUGAUUCUGGGAAAGUUGUCACAGAGGCCAGAUAUCGUUUUGAUAUUAUAGAAGACGGUGUUCAAAACAUUGAACCAGAAAUAAUUGUAACAAAAACUAACACUAAACAGAAAAUGUCAUCUCUAGCUCCAGCAAAAGACCCUUGCCACACUGAUGAGUUCAGUGAUAGUGAUUUUAUGUAUUUAGCUGAACCUAUACAUGAAUCUAACAAAGAUUUGACCCUCCCUAAACUGUCUUCCAAAACCAAAAAAAGACAAUUUGUGACCAUUCCUGAAGACUGUAUUGACACAUUUGUACUAGACCAGGAAAAUAAGAAUACUGCUAGAAAAACACAAAGUGACAUACAAUCAUUACAGCAAUUCUUGAUUACAAAAUUGGAAACAAGAGAAAUAUAUUCAAUCCCACCCCAUGAAUUAAACCAAAUUUUAUGUCAAUUCCUCAUAUCCGUACGAAAAGAUGAUGGAAACCAAUAUGAACCAGCAUCCCUUAAAGGUACAUGUAUGCUCUGCAGUUUUGAUAGAUAUUUAAGACACCAUAACUAUGGCUACCAAAUUAGUAAAAGUGCAGAGUUUUCCAAAGUCAAAGAUGUCCUGACAGUAAAACAAGUGGAACUUAAAAAAUUGGGAAAAGGAAACGGUCAUAAAAAGGCAGAGACACUUUGUGAUGAGGAUAUCGAGAAGCUAUUUCAGUCGGGAGAAAUUGGAGAUGACAAUCCUACAACACUUCUACACACCGUAUGGUUUUUUAACACUAUAUAUUUUGGUCUAAGGGGAGUCACAGAACACCACCAAAUGACAUGGGGUGAUGUCAAAAUUGUUAGGGACACUUCGUCCGGACUAGAAUAUCUCCAAAUGAACGAAAGAAACACAAAGACCAGAACAGGCAAAAGUCUAAGAGACCAGAGAGACAUCCCGCAAAUGGCAUGGGCAAAUCUAGAAAACAAGUUAAAAUGUCCUGUACAUGCAUAUAAACUGUAUAAAUCAAAACGCCCACUCAAGUAUUCAAAUCCAAGUGAUCCCUUUUAUAUUCAAGAAAAUAUAAAUAGAGAGAAAACUGGCCUUUGGUACAAGAGCCAACCCAUAGGCAUCAACAAAUUAGGAAAAUUUAUGAAAAAGAUGGCAACUGCUGCAGGGAUAAUUCAAAGUAAAGAAGACGAGGUCAAUGAUGAAAGUGAAAAUGACUCAGGCAAUAGACGCCUUACAAACCAUUCUGCAAGAAGAUUUAUGCUACAAAAACUUGACGACGCAGGAUUUGAGCAUAAUCACAUUAAACAGAUAUCUGGACACAAAAAUAUCCAGAGUAUUUCCACCUAUUCCAAGCUAAAUUCAAAGAAACAUCAGGAAAUUUCGAGGACCAUCUUGGCGGAUAAAAGUGAAAAUAUGCAAUCAUCGCAGACUACAAGAACGGUUACAAUUAACAAUAACCUGGUUGGGCAGAAUGUACAUAAAACAGCGGUUUCAGAAAAUCAAGUUUCCUUUGGAAAUUUAGCGAGCGCGCCAACUGCAACAGGUCUAAGUUGUCUAUUUGGAGGACCAAUAUAUGGAGGGACAUUUAACAUUAAUAUGUCAAACUUACCGUCGUUGUCACCGUCGCCUCAAAUAACCAAACGCCGUCGUUACUUUAUAGAGAGUGACAGUUCCCAGGAAUAAAGCUCAGUUUCAAUUUGUCGAAUUCUGCCAUUGAACAUGUGUCGAUGUGAUUUUGAAAUUUACAACAUGCGUAAUUGUAAU
Mytilus trossulus (common blue mussel) is the source of this 1851-nucleotide messenger RNA. RefSeq lists its product as uncharacterized. The record is from RefSeq and is a predicted model, not a curated record. The transcript has 3 exons. Gene Ontology annotation, molecular function: DNA binding. Gene Ontology annotation, biological process: DNA recombination; DNA integration. The coding region runs from base 1 to 1770 and encodes 589 amino acids. NCBI's taxonomy places the organism in Eukaryota, Metazoa, Mollusca, Bivalvia, Mytilida, Mytilidae.